Molecule: messenger RNA, 1994 nt
Organism: Nicrophorus vespilloides
Lineage: Eukaryota; Metazoa; Arthropoda; Insecta; Coleoptera; Silphidae
Product: RNA-binding protein 24-B-like
Exons: 5
Coding region: 427-1479 (350 amino acids)
Cellular component (GO): cytosol
Molecular function (GO): RNA binding
Source: RefSeq, a predicted model, not a curated record
GUGACAGAGAAGCGGCCGUGUGUGUGAUGUCUGUUUAAGUUGGUUGGAGUCGUGUAUGAGCUGCCGUCCGUUGUGGUAGUAGCAUUCAGUUGGAAGCAGCAGCAGCAGAAGCAACAGUAGUAGUCUAUUUCGUAUAUAAGUUAUAUGUGUCUUGAAGUGUGACUGGGCCAUUUAGUCUCAUCGGGCGGGAGUUGGAACAGCUGCAGUCGCGCAAAGCUAAAUUCUAAAUUUAGUUUCAGUGGUUGGCGCACUCCGAAUCUACGUAGAUUCUGUCUGUACUAUCCAGUCCACAUUUCCCACACACGUGCUACUUAUCUAAGUGUAUUAUGGAUUCAAGCCUACUCGGGGUAUUUACUUAAAUCGAGAGAAUAAGGCUGGUGCUGGUGCGGAGAUUCGAGAGCUGUGCGUGAUAUCAAAUAGAGACAUAUGCGAGAUCGCCGGACCAACUUUACCAAAGAGUAUAUAAACAAUAUUGUAAACCCCCUAGGAAAUCGUCCAGAUCCAUUUGGGAGUCGCGCAUCGAGAGCCACGGAGGCCCAAGGCGUUGCUCGUGCAACAACAGAGCGUGUGGUCGAGCCUAGCAUCAUCACGACCACCAUCACCACAGCCGCCACAGCCACGAUAUCCACGGCCCAGGAGUCGCCGACCGCCGCUGCCACCGCCGCCGCCGCAGCCAUGCUUAUGCAGAACGCAGUGCCGACGUCGGAGGGCGAGAGCCUAGGCCUCAGCCUGCUGCCCAGCGCACUUAAUGGUACGGCCGUCCAGAACAGGGACACCACCUGGACCAAGCUCUUUGUAGGAGGCUUACCUUACCACACCACAGACCGCUCUCUACGCGAACACUUUGCUGUCUACGGCGAUAUCGAGGAAGCUGUGGUAAUCACCGACAGGGCGAAUGGAAAAAGUAGAGGAUAUGGUUUUGUUAUUAUGGGCGACCGAGCGUCAGCGGAGCGAGCAUGCAGAGAUCCAAAUCCUAUCAUCGACGGCCGCAAGGCCAACGUGAACCUGGCCAUCCUAGGCGCGAAACCUAGAGGCAACGUUCAAACCGGAUUUCAGUUUCCUGGUGUCCGGACCAGCUACCCUACUCUGAUGCCCAGCCAAUAUGGAAUGCCUGGAUACAUGUACCAGUCGCCGUACUUGGCGGCAACCGCCCCCGGCAGCUUGAUGCCGCUACCAGCGACCCAGCUAUCCCACGCGGCUGCCAUCGCCGCCACCUCACAGUUUUAUGAGUACCAAAAUGCAGCCGUGAUGGCGGCAGCUGCAGCUGCACCCUACACGGGACAAUACCCAAACGGGUUCGAAGCUUACUCCCCGUACGCCACCGGAGCAGCAGGUACAACCAGCUAUAUGCCCUAUACUUACGCGACUUUGCCGCAGACACCAAGUUUACCAGCAGCGACUGCAGGAGCCUUCCCAGGACUUCCUUACCAGGCUGCUGCAGCUCAAGCUCCCACAAUGCAAGAAGCAAGGUUGCCUUAAACCUCUUUUUUAAAAUUUUAUUUAUUCAUCGAAUAAUUGACGAAUACUUUUGACAAACUUAUAUAUAUAUUUGUAUAUAUAUAUAUUAAAAAUACACACAUGUAUGUAUAGAAAAAAAUACAUAUGUAUGUGUAUAUAUAUAUAUAUUUAAGAAUAAGAACCAUCCCUUACGUGCAAAGAAGUUAAAGUGUAGAAAAUUACAAAGAUAUUACUGGAAGAAAAAAGACAAUUUUAUCAAGGGAUGAGUGCAUAACAAAUAUUCUUUGCUCAAGCCGCGUUGACUUUGUUACAUUUCUUCAUAUUAUUUUUUUCGACAAAAUUUUAAAUUCAUUUAAUUUAUUAAUAUAAUCAAAAACUAAUAGUAUACUUUCCAAGUUAUAUUCAUACGUAAAUGCACAACGCGACUAUUAUUUCUUUAAAUUAUUUAUAAAAUAAGCAAACAGAUGGCUCUGCAUAGUUUCCGCAAAAUGGUUUUUGUUAUGUUGCGGAAACCGUACGUUCAAUUCCUAAGUAUA